Messenger RNA from Miscanthus lutarioriparius, 633 nucleotides. The record is from the annotation of a GenBank genome assembly. NCBI's taxonomy places the organism in Eukaryota, Viridiplantae, Streptophyta, Magnoliopsida, Poales, Poaceae.
AUGAGCAAGGACUGCGGCAGCCACGGCGACGACGACCUCCGGCGCUCCUGCCGCCGCCUCCUGGCCAUCCUACUCGUCCUCGUCCUCCUCGUCGCCAUCAUCGCUCUCAUCGUCUACCUGGUCCUCCGCCCCACCCACCCACGCUUCUUCCUGCAAGACGCCUCCCUCCGCCAGCUCGACCUCUCCAACGGCACCUCCUCGUCGGUCCUCUCCACCACGCUCCAGGUGACGGUCGCCUCCCGCAACCCGAACGACAAGGUCGGGGUCUACUACGACCGUCUCGACGUGUACGCCUCCUACAAGUACCAGCAGAUCACGGUGGCGGCGGCGCUGCCCGCCGUGUACCAGGGCCACGGCGACGUCGACGUCUGGUCGCCGGUCCUGUCCGGGCCCGACGUCCCCUUCGCGCCCUACCUCGCCGACGCGCUCCGCCAGGACUGCCAGGCCGGGUACCUGAUUCUGCAGGUCAAGAUCGACGGCCGCGUCCGGUGGAAGGUCGGCAGCUGGAUCUCCGGCCACUACCACCUGUUUGUGACGUGCCCGGCGUUCCUUGUCACUACCGGUGGGAACGGCGCGCCCGGGGCGAGUGGGUUCAAGUUCCAGACCGCCACUUACUGCCACGUCGAGGUCUAG